GUCUAGCCUGAGCAUCCGUUUCAGAGUUGGCAGAGUGAAUGGGCUGCCUUUUGUCCUUGCUUUGUGUGUUGGGGGAAAGGGAUGUGAUGAAUGACUAGGGAAGGAGAGCAUAUAAUCGAAUAUGCCCAUUCUGGUAGUAGUUUGGCUUUAGCAAAAUCAUUCAGUUUCAUCUGUGGAAUUUGAGACAUUCUUUCAUUGCAAAGUAUGGGGAUGGAAAGUGUACCUGAAAGAAAGAAGAAAAAAAAGGGGCUGUGGUUGAAGCUGCACAAACAUGGAUGAACAAUGUACCUUUUGUUGUCUAGGUGUGCGUGAUUUUGUUUGAGAAAUUGUAUGUAACUGGAUUCCUGGAACUAUUGGGACUGUGAAUUGUUUGCUAUCUUGCAGCAUGAUCUGGGAGAGCAUUAGUGGCUGACAAAGUUGAGUCCACUUAGGAUUUCCUUUUGGUUUGUAAAUGGAAAAAGAGACAAAAGCUGGUCAUGGAUAUGCAAAGUGGCGGAGAUAGUUGUCAUAAUGCACGCUACCUCAGCAUUACAUUAUGAUUCAUGCCUCAUAUUUUAUGGCUACAAAUUGGUUGCUAAAGUUUUUAUAUAUUUCUAAUUAUUGAUCUUUACCCUUAAUAAUGGUGCAUGAUCAAUCCAAAUGUCGACUCGGCCUCUUUUGUUUCCUGAAUUUGAGUUCAUUUAGUACUAGUUAACAUAGCAUGUGGUACAGCUGAAAUGAGCAUUUCCCCCCUUUAUAUCUGCUUACUUUAGCUAUUGCAUUAGUUAACUUUUUGACCACCAUGUUUCCUAUUUCCAUUUCAGCUUUAGAAAUGAUAGCCCACUCCAUGGAGCCACCCAAUGGAGUAUCCAAAAGACAAACCAUCAAUGCUCUCCUUGGUCACGUUAUAAACCAAGACUCCCCAAGAGAGAAAUUAAAAGAAGCUGAACACAGAAAACAAUGGAGGGCAGCAGCAGUACUAAAUGGGUGGGGUGUUUGAGAGAGGUGAAGACAGUGAGCUUGGUAGCAGCUCCAAUGGUGGUUGUCAUGGUGCUGCAGUUCCUCGUGCAGUUUGUUGCAACCAUGAUGGUUGGCCACCUCGACCAGCUCUCCCUCUCCGCCGCGUCCAUCGGCUCAGCUUUCUCCCUUGUAACUGGCUUCACCGUGCUUGUUGGGAUGGCUGGUGGGCUGGAGACACUAUGUGGACAAGCUUAUGGCGCAGAGCAAUACUACAAGCUUGGAACUUACACUUACUGUGCCAUGGCAUCCAUGACCCUGGCCUGCAUCCCGAUCUCGAUCUUAUGGCUAUUCACAGACAAGCUACUCAUCCUUGCAGGCCAAGACCCUUCGAUCUCGAUCCUGGCUCGUGAGUACUCCAUCUACCUCAUCCCGGGACUCUUUGCUUAUGCGAUGCUUCAGUCCAUGAUGCGGUACUUCCAAACCCAGAGCUUGAUCCUUCCCAUGCUCUUUGCUUCACUUGCAACAAUGUGCCUCCAUGUUCCUCUCUCUUGGUUUCUCGUCUUCAAAACGGAGUUGAGAUUUAUCGGUGCUGCAUUGGCUGUUAGUAUUUCGACUUGGGCUAAUGUGAUCUUGCUCGGGAUAUACAUGGUUUGCUCCUCCAAAUGUGCCAAGACUCUGCCUAAAUUCAAGUUUAGGGAGGUGUUGUCAGGAACUGGGGAGUUCCUGCGGUUUGCUGUUCCUUCUGCCAUGAUGACCUGCCUUGAAUGGUGGUCAUAUGAUGUGCUUAUAUUGCUGGCUGGACUCUUGCCAAAUCCAAAGCUAGAAACUUCAGUGAUCUCUAUUUGCUUCUCAAUCACUUACUUGCACUACUACAUUCCUUAUGGGUUUGGAGCCACCGUAAGUACUAGGGUGUCAAACGAGUUGGGAGCAGGGCAUCCGAAGGCAGCCAAGAUGGCAGUUCAAGCUGUGAUGAUUCUCGCAGGAAUGGAACUGGCCAUUGUAAUCCUGCCUCUCUUCUUAUGUCGACACAUUUUGGGGUAUGCUUUCAGCAACGACGAGGAAAUCGUGGAUUAUGUUGCGGACAUGGCUCCUUUCAUGUGCCUCUCAGCCACUAUGGACACCUUACAAUCUGUGCUUUCAGGUGUUGUGAGGGGAAGUGGGAAGCAGAACAUGGGUGCCUUUGUGAACCUUGGGGCUUAUUAUUUUGUUGGGACACCAUUAGCUGCUAUACUGGCUUUUGUUGCGCAUUUGGGAGGGAAAGGGCUGAUAAUUGGAUUAGCAACUGGAUCAGGAAUACAAGCAGCCAUGUUUGGUAUCAGGCUGAUACUUAUAGACUGGGAAGAGCAGGCAUUGAAAGCAAGAGAGAGGAUCUUUCAUGGAGUAGAGCUACAAGAGGGUCCUUGAUUUCGUCUAUGGAUGCUCCAAUUUUUCAUGGUGCUCAAAGGCUUCUUGUAUGAGGAAACGAGUUCCUAAAAGGUGCAAAUUUAGAGAAGUAACUUACUAGAAGGAGAUGUGGACAUACAAAGACUAUUCAUGAUUUCUAGUGGGAUUUUACUGAAGUUCUAGAUUUUGUACCUUAAGAAAGUCCUUACAAACUUACAAAAGUUUAUUCACAUUAUUACUUUUGGUUGGAUAAAUAACCACCCCAUCCAUGACUUACGAGGCAUACUUUUAUCACUCAACUUGGAGGAGUUGCACCAUUCUAUUAUCCAUUGGAGUGUUUUAGGAUCAAUGAAUGUAUUUUCCUCUUCCUUCCAUAGUGUCUAUGAAGUUGGCAAAUAGAGAUUGGGAGAAUGAGAAAUGACCAAAUCCUAAAAGAUUAAAAACCGAUAAAUAUGAUUGUUUACUUGUUCUACCGGAAAUAAUUACUCUUAUUUAUUAUCCGACAUCAUAUUAAAUAAUAAAUGUAACAAUUUUGA
Linum trigynum is the source of this 2858-nucleotide messenger RNA. Lineage: Eukaryota; Viridiplantae; Streptophyta; Magnoliopsida; Malpighiales; Linaceae. The record is from the annotation of a GenBank genome assembly.